Moneuplotes crassus is the source of this 782-nucleotide messenger RNA. NCBI's taxonomy places the organism in Eukaryota, Ciliophora, Spirotrichea, Euplotida, Euplotidae. The record is from the annotation of a GenBank genome assembly.
AUGAAGAAGGAAGUUCUUAUUUUAUUAGCAAUCUUCAUGCUCACUUCAGAAGCUCGACUUAGAGAUCUGAAGAUCAGCACUGGAGCUAGUAGCUCCAUGGGAGGCUCAAGUACUAGCAGUUCAACUUCAGGAACAACAGCAGGCACUGGAGGAGUAGGACAGACUGGUGCUAGCUCAGGAAGUAGAUUAGGUUCAGGAGAAAGUGAGUGAGAAGGAAGGGAAUUUGAUUGAGAGAUAUUGCCGAGGCUUGUUGUAGGAGGGAUAUUUGGAGGUCUUUACUUGAUUGCAUUCUGUGUUUGAUGAUGUAUCUGAAUGAGAGGAAAGUGGAGAUGGUUCUGUAAAUGCCUUUUCUGUUGUUGAUGCAGUAGAGUUUUAAAAUGAUCUUGGAGAUUAAGGUGUAAAUGAAAAUGAGAGAAAAGCAAAAUUCAAAAGCACAACCUAAAAUCACUCCAUACAACCAAAAUAACUCACAUAAUCCUCCAAAGAACAUUCAAACCCAAAUAAAAGCUCCUAAAAUACCUUUCCAAUCUACAAACCUCUCUUCAAAACUCACAUUAGAAAUUUCUCCAGAUCAGUCAAGAACAAACUGCCUAAAAAUCUCCAACCAAAGUUCCCAAUCCACAAAUCUUGAGAGAUGAACUUCUAAUUCUCAAACCAAAUCUAGCCACCUACCUUCAGUUCCCUCAUCUAUCCCCCACUUAUCCAAUUACUCCUCCCCACCUAUCCUCUCUCCUACCCCACUUCUCUUAGCCUUUCAGUUUCUCUUAGCCUAAAUGUAUUUG